UACAUUAUGAUGAUGAUGAUAAAAAGAGAGAAAAUUGUUUUAGAUUUUCUAACACUUUACUGAAUGAAUGCAUGGAAAAUUUAUGUACCGGAUUUAGCGGAGCAGACGGCUGAAACCUCUAACCUCACUAACAAGCUAGUAAUAAAGGCAGUGGCACCGGAAAUCCCAAUUUCCCCGAGGAGCUCAAAGGAACUAGAUUGCACCUGCUUAACUUGCAAAAAUAUUCUCAUGUAGUUUCGACUUUUGAGAGAAUUACCCCGGAAGGUAGAUUAUUUAAGGAUUUGAAGCUACACAACCGGCAAGAUAUAUGUAAAUUCUGAUAAGAGUCAAGUGCAGCGUGAUCUUCUUGCUGAAUCAACAAGUUACUCUAUGGGAGCCCAGCAUGGGAUUCAGUCUAAUAGUUUUCAGAAGAUCAGAAUCCUGUUGGUGGUAUUCUUCAUUGGCGUUGGGUUUUUAAGCAACGCGUCUUCUUCAUCUUCGAGUGAUGUUGGUGGGAAUAAUGUGAUUAGGCGGGAUUCAAAUUCUGUUUCUGACAACUUGAACAUCAGAGGUUGUGUUAUGAAGAAAUACAUUGUGGAAUCUUACUUUGAAAAAUAUGAUAGCUUUGUUGAUUCGAAAUUUCAAGAUUUCAUGGAAGAUGAACUUCUCCGGUACUCAUGCAAAUCGUUGCCAGAUAAUACAAAUGAUCUUUUGAGACUUGCGGUUCCAAAGCGCCUUUUGAUUGGUGAAGGUUCUCAUCGUCAUUUGUAUUCGAGUAUUAGAUUCCAUUUCCAGUCAGAAUCUGUAUCUCAGCUACCCAAUUUCACCAGCUGUAAGGUUAUAAUUUUAGAGAGACUUCCCUCUGGUGUCUUUGCUGAUCCAUUUGAGCUCCAGCACCUUCUUCAGCGUGGUGGUUUUACUGAUAUCGCUGUUUUUGGAGAUACGAAUUUGGAAUCGCCUUCUUUUACAUCCAAUCGGUCAGUUGUGGAGGUUCACAUGAAUAUUAGUCCCAACAUGGUGUUUGGACAGACAAAUGAAUUGGAAGUCAGCAUAGAUAUUCCCUUGCAUGUGCGAUAUCCACCAUUAGGUGAAAGUGGUUAUGCGGAGAUUGAAUUCCGCAAACCUGAUUUGUUGAUGAAGUGCAGCAUGGAAGGGAAUUUGAGCAACCAAAGCUGUUUAUUUACUCCAACCAUUGUCUAUGUAGAAUCAAACAGCAGUACUGUUUUAUGGAGAGUGCCUUCCGCUACGAGGAGACAUGCCGUUGCUGCGUGGGAAUUUUCAAUAUGGGAGCCAAUGUCAUCUGCAGCAUAUGCAUGAAACAGAUAUAUGUUAUGGGAAGGAAAAUAGAGACAAGAUACAUUAAGCUUUAAGCAAAAGGAGAGAAAGUUACCAAUCAUGGUUCCUUGCUCAUGAACUAGAACAGCAAGAUCUUUAAAAAUCUCAUUCACCUCGCCAAUUUGCUGCUGAAUUUCUUGUAUUCCCUGCUCUCUUUCAUCAAUAAUUGCUUCAUUGAAAGCAAUCUCAUUAUCCAACAACAAGACCUCUUGUCUGCAAUAGAAGUUCCUUAGAGCUAAUUAGACUGUUAUUCAUGUAACUGAUAAGCCCAGUUCUCAUUCAAAUAUAUAAACAUGAUUGCAUUUUUUAUAUUCUGGUCAUACUAUUAAAGCAAA
Molecule: messenger RNA, 1649 nt
Organism: Mercurialis annua (annual mercury)
Lineage: Eukaryota; Viridiplantae; Streptophyta; Magnoliopsida; Malpighiales; Euphorbiaceae
Exons: 9
Coding region: 370-1296 (308 amino acids)
Biological process (GO): GPI anchor biosynthetic process
Cellular component (GO): endoplasmic reticulum membrane
Source: RefSeq, a predicted model, not a curated record